This is a messenger RNA of Mytilus californianus (California mussel), 795 nucleotides long. RefSeq lists its product as uncharacterized. The transcript has 3 exons. The record is from RefSeq and is a predicted model, not a curated record. The coding region runs from base 114 to 671 and encodes 185 amino acids. NCBI's taxonomy places the organism in Eukaryota, Metazoa, Mollusca, Bivalvia, Mytilida, Mytilidae.
AUGAUGAUCUUCAUCAGGAACACGACAAAGCUAUAAAUAUUACGCUCUAUCCGUGAUAUAUGAUAAAUUGUCAUAUUGCAUGUAGCUUUUAUACAUAGGAAAAUAGUGAAAUCAUGCAGUCAUUGAUAUUUCUGGUCGUGAUUUUACCACUAGUCAACGGAUUCUGCCAUACAAGUUCUGGUAGAGUUGAUAAAACAGUUACUGGGCGAAUGAUACCAGUAUGUUCAUACAAAGGACUUGAUAUUUUGGACGGAUCUAGUUUUAGAACAGCAGAUUGUAUGGACUGUAAAUGUAGAAACAAUGGACAACUAUCUUGUUGUGGAUAUGGAAUCAACGCAGGAGUUUAUCUAUCACCUGUCGGCUGUAAAGUAAUUGCUGAUGGUUGCGAUCCAAUUUUUGUACUACAGUCAGACGAAACACGUGACUGUAAAACUGGUAAAAAGAUAGAUUUGACACUAAAACCAGAAAUAAUUCAACCAUCUUUUCCUGGAGUGUACCCUAGCACUAAUAUGUUCCCCAGCACGAGGCUGCCAGAUUUUAGAGACAUGUUGAGGAAGGGAAUGAAUUAUCAAUACAACUAUCACAGUAAAAAUGUAAGCCCGUUUGUUGGUGAAGACAUCACUGGAAAUUCAUUGAGAGAUUUAAUGUUGAAAAAUGGCCUCUUUGUCUAAUUAAAACUAAAGUCAACGUAUUUAUAACUACAUUUAUAAAAGAAAUUGUUUAAAAAAGCUAUAUAACUUUCAUUAUUAUCUUAUCAUUUUUUUAAAUUGUAAUAAAAGUAUUUCAUUAUAUUGA